CGGAGACGCUGCACAAGUGAUCAGCAAACACACGUGUCGCUCAACCAGAAGGAACAGGAUUCCUUGGAUGCUUUCCAGAUCCGCCUGGCUUUUUCUCUCUCUCUCCUUUUUUUUUUUUCCCUCCCCUUUCCCUGGCUGGCUCCAGGUUUUACUUCUGGUUGCCUGCGAGGACUGCUUUUGCUCCUCCCUUCUGAAAUCCUAUAUUAACUGUGGCCAAAGCCGGGGAAGAAGCACAGCUCAUUGUUGGCGAGGGCUGAUGAGCCUGGCGGAGGAGUGAGGAGCGGCGGCGGGUCGGAGGGGCCGGGGGAGCCCUCUGUAUGCGGGGCGGCUCCCGCUGAGCGAUCGCGGAGCCCGAGGACCAGAGAGGAGAAGGGGAGACGAGGUGGGCAAUGGCAGAGCACAUGAUGGCCAUGAAUCACGGGCGCUUCCCCGACGGGCCCAGCGGGCUGCACCACCACCCUGCCCACCGGAUGGGAAUGGGGCAGUUUGCUAGCCCGCACCACCACCACCAGCAGCAGCAACAGCAACAGCAGCAGCAGCACGCCUUCAGCGCCCUCAUGGGCGACCAUAUACAUUACGGAGCGGGCACUAUGAACGCCACGAGCGGGAUCCGGCAUGCCAUGGGGCCGGGCGCCGUGGGCGGGGGGCACCCCGCCGGUCCGCUGCCCCCCGGCGCCAGGUUCCCCGGCUCGCAGUUCCUGGCGCCGCCCGUGGCCAGCCCCGCGGGGCAGCUGACGGCCAGCAUGCAGCUGCAGAAGCUCAACAACCAGUACUUCAGCCACCACCCCUACCCGCACGGCCACUACAUGCCGGACUUGCACCCCGCGGCCCACCAGCUCACCGGCCCGGGCCAGCAUUUCAGAGACUGCAACCCCAAGCACGGCGGCGGUGGUGGCGGCGCCUUGCCCGCCCCCGUGCCCCACGGCCCCGCGGCCAUGCUGCCUCCCAAUGUCAUAGACACCGACUUCAUCGACGAGGAGGUGCUCAUGUCCCUGGUCAUAGAAAUGGGCUUGGACCGCAUCAAGGAGCUGCCUGAGCUGUGGUUGGGACAGAACGAGUUUGACUUCAUGACAGACUUCGUUUGCAAACAGCAGCCCAGCAGGGUGAGCUGCUGACUGACUGCAGGCAGACAAAGGACUUGGGAGCCCGUGCGGAUGACAACAUUCCCUUAGACACAGGACCUGGCUUCCCCGCCUGCACAGGCUGAGGAGCUGGAGCCCAGAGUCAACUAGAAGCUUGUAGAAAUUGAUUUGGGGUUUGUUUUUGCUUUCUCUCUCUCUCUCUCUCUCUCUCUCUCUCUUUUUUUUUAAUGCUGCCACACUUCUUUUGUAGCUCUGACACUCACUUCCCUGCCUGUAGGACUAAUUCCUAGCUAACAAUGCCUUUGGCCAUUUGUUCCCCUCUCUUUCUCUCCCCCUCUUUCCCUGCCUUUCCCUUUCCCCAUCUUUAUCUCUCCCUUUCUCUCCAUCUUUCCACCUUCUCUUUCUCUCCCCCUUUCCCUGCCUCUUUCUCUUUCCCCAUCUUCCCCCCCUUUCUAUCACCUUCUCUUUCCCUUGCCCCAUCUUUCCCCCUCUCUUUCUCUCUCUCCUUUGCUUCCUCUCCCCCCCCUCCUUCUUUCCCACCCCCCAUUACUUUCUUCACAGUAACAUGUGCAUCAUGUCCACAGGGCUGAACUGUUAGAUAUUAACCUUGGCAAAUUGCUUCAUCUUGUGGAUUUUGUAGGUGAUGAUUUCCAAGCCACUCAAAUUCCGCGUGAGCAGGGCCAAACCGUUGCAUUAGUGGGUUGCAUGAACUUUGAAGGGCAGAUAUUACUGCACAAAACGCUGCCAUCUUGCUUAAUUUUUAACUAUGCAUCGCAGUGCAGGCUAUUACAUUUAUUUUUAUUAUUUUUCAGUGCGCUUAAACUGGAAGCUUAACAGCCUUGGGCCAAACCCUCUCAGAUCAGGAAGAGUAAUACUGUUAACUUAAAGUCUGCUCCCCAUUCCCCUUCCCCCAUAUGUACAGACAAUAAUAUGGUGUGGAUGGAAUGUUGACUAGUCAGUGGCAAACAUUUCACAGACUUUUAUUUUGUUCCGUCUUCAGCAUUUUGACACUGUGCUAAUAUAGUUUAUUCAGUACAUGAAAAGAUACUACUGUGUUGAAAGCUUUUUAGGAAAUUUUGACAGUAUUUUUGUACAAAACAUUUUUUUGAGAAAAUAUUGUUAAUUUAUUCUAUUUUAAUUUGCCAAUGUCAAUAAAAAGUUAAGAAAUGCUUUAGUUUUUCUAGAAGUCAUUUCCCGAUUUUUUCCCCCCCCCCCUCCCCCUGCCCUUAAACUUCCCCCUUCCCCUUGGUAAGUAGAACAUCUACCUGUAAAACUGUGUUGGUGUGCAAGAAAACAUUCCCAAAUAGAAAGUGCACUGCACCCAUGUAUGUGUCAUGGUGAGCUCAGUAGGACAGCAGGAUUUAAACAGAAUUACAGCAUAAAGCCUCAUUAAAUAACAUUGUAACAUGCCUGUCAAUGUGGUAUUAUCAGAAAAUAAAGUUGCCAAGAAGCAACUUUUUUGUGACUUGCCAACAUACUUGCUUUAAAUGUAGUUGUCCAGAAUUAUGAUGCAUAAAGUAUUUAUUAUAUUUAUCUAUUAAACUUGUAAUUUUAUAAAUCCUCUUUCAUUUA
This is a messenger RNA of Alligator mississippiensis (American alligator), 2654 nucleotides long. It is a transcript of the gene CITED2, whose product is annotated as Cbp/p300 interacting transactivator with Glu/Asp rich carboxy-terminal domain 2. NCBI's taxonomy places the organism in Eukaryota, Metazoa, Chordata, Crocodylia, Alligatoridae. Gene Ontology annotation, cellular component: nucleus. The transcript is spliced from 2 exons. The record is from RefSeq and is a predicted model, not a curated record. Bases 390 to 1115 code for a protein of 241 amino acids. Gene Ontology annotation, biological process: sex determination; left/right pattern formation; regulation of DNA-templated transcription.